AUGAAAUUAUGUCCUUAUUGUGGAAAUUUAGAACUGCUGAACAUAUCAAAUGCUGAAAGGAGGCACAAGUUCAAUGAUACAAAAUACCAGUCGAAUGCUACUAUAAGCUGUGAUACUGGAUAUACUGAUCAAAAUAAACCUCACACAUUGGGUAUAUCAACAACAUGGAUCAAGUGCUCUGCCAGUGGAACAUGGGACAAUGUACCGAAUUGUGUGCGGAAAGACUGCGGUGAUGUACAUGAUAUCAGCAUAGGCAAUGCAGCCAAUAGACAUCUGCAUAAGGACACCAUGUACAAUUCAACAGCAGAUAUAGACUGUGACGAAGGAUAUUACAACAUUAACGACACGCAAUCAAGUGAAAUUUCAACAACAAUAAUACGUUGUUCUGAGAAUGGAACAUGGAAGAAUAUACCCAAGUGUGUGCGAAAAGAUUGCGGAAAAUUAGACCUGCUGAAAAUAUCAAAUGCUGAAAGGAGGCACAAGUUCAAUGAUACAAAAUACCGGUCGAAUGCUACUAUAAGCUGUGAUACUGGAUAUACUGAUCAUAAUAAACCUCACACCUUGGGUAUAUCAACAACUUGGAUCAAGUGUUCUGCCAGUGGAACAUGGGGAAAUGUACCAAAUUGUGUAAGGAAAGAUUGUGGAAAUUUAGAACUGCUGAACAUAUCAAAUGCUGAAAGGAGGCACAAGUUCAAUGAUACAAAAUACCAGUCGAAUGCUACUAUAAGCUGUGAUACUGGAUAUACUGAUCAAAAUAAACCUCACACAUUGGGUAUAUCAACAACUUGGAUCAAGUGCUCUGCCAAUGGAACAUGGGACAAUGUACCGAAUUGUGUGCGGAAAGACUGCGGUGAUGUACAUGAUAUCAGCAUAGGCAAUGCAGCCAAUAGACGUCUGCAUAAGGACACCAUGUACAAUUCAACAGCAGAUAUAGACUGUGACGAAGGAUAUUACAACAUUAACGACACGCAAUCAAGUGAAAUUUCAACAACAACAAUACGUUGUUCUGAGAAUGGAACAUGGAAGAAUAUACCCAAGUGUGUGCGAAAAGAUUGUGGAAAUUUAGAACUGCUGAACAUAUCAAAUGCUGAAAGGAGGCACAAGUUCAAUGAUACAAAAUACCAGUCGAAUGCUACUAUAAGCUGUGAUACUGGAUAUACUGAUCAAAAUAAACCUCACACAUUGGGUAUAUCAACAACUUGGAUCAAGUGCUCUGCCAGUGGAACAUGGGACAAUGUACCGAAUUGUAUGCGGAAAGACUGCGGUAAUGUACAUGAUAUCAGCAUAGGCAAUGCAGCCAAUAGACGUCUGCAUAAGGACACCAUGUACAAUUCAACAGCAGAUAUAGACUGUGACGAAGGAUAUUACAAUAUUAACGACACGCAAUCAAGUGAAAUUUCAACAACAACAAUACGUUGUUCUAAGAAUGGAACAUGGGAGAAUAUACCCAACUGUGUGCGAAAAGAUUGUGGAAAGUUAGACAUGCUGAAUAUAUCAAAUGCUAAACUAAGGCUCAAAAUCAUUGAUACAAAAUACCAGUCGAAUGCUGUUAUAAGCUGUGAUACUGGAUAUACUGAUAAAAAAAAACCACAGACAAAGGAUAUAUCAACAACUAUGAUAAAGUGCUCUGCCAGUGGAACAUGGACAAAUUUACCGGAAUGUGUAAGAAAAGACUGCGGCAAUGUACACAACAUCAGCAUAAACAAUGCAGCCAACAGACGUCAUCACAAUGACACAAAGUACACUUCAACAGCAGAUAUAGACUGUGAUGUAGGAUACUAUAACAAAAUUCAAGAUCAAACAGCAGGAAUAUCAACUACAACAAUAACUUGUUCUGAGCAUGGAACAUGGGUGAAUAUACCCACGUGUGUACGGAAAGAAUGUGGAGACUUAAGCCAGUUAAAAAUACCAAAUGCUGAGAACAGGGAUCCCAGUAAUGGCACGAAAUACAACUCGAUAGCAAAUAUUAGCUGUGAUGCGGGAUAUAAAGAACUAAAUGAAAGUCAGUCAGAAGGAAUUACAAGCACUUUGAUAAGAUGUAACGAAAAUGGAACGUGGGCAAAUCAACCGACGUGUGUCAGGAAGGACUGUGGUGACGUGCAAAAUAUCAGCAUAGACAAUGCAGCCAAUAGACGUCUGCAUACUGACACCAAGUACAAUUCUACAGCAGAUAUAGACUGUGAUGAAGGUUAUUUUAACGAAAAUCAAACCCAGGCAGCUGGAAUAUCAACUACAAGAAUAAACUGCUCGGAACAUGGAAUAUGGGUGAACAAGCCUAACUGCAUACGGAAAAAUUGUAGAAGUUUAAAGCAGUUGAAUAUAUCAAAUGCUCAGGACAUAAGUGAAAUCAACGGUACGGAAUACAACUCGAUAGCAAAUAUAAGCUGUGAUGUGGGAUACAAAGAACAAAAUGAAAGUCAGAUAGAAGGAAUUACAAGUACUUUGAUGAGAUGUAACGAGAAUGGAACAUGGAUAAAUCAACCGACGUGUGUCAGAAAAGACUGUGGUGAUGUACAUAAUAUCAGCAUGGACAAUGCAGUCAAUAGACGCCUGCAUAAUAACACCAAGUACACUUCUACAGCAGAUAUAGACUGUGACGAAGGAUAUUACAACGUCAAGGACAAUCAAAAGACUGGAAUAUCAACUACAACAAUUCAUUGUUCCGAGUAUGGGACAUGGACGAAUAUACCUACGUGCAUACGGAAAGACUGUGGGUCUUUAUCAACUCCAUCAAAUGGAAAUAUCGCAUUGCAACAAAAUGAUACAUCCUAUGGAUCUAAUGCCACAAUCACGUGCCGUGAUGGAUACACUGUGUUUGGCCCAGACAAUAUAGUGUGUGAGAAGACAGGAAACUGGAGUAGCUAUAUAACACAUUGCCAAGUUAAUGAUUGUGGACGGUUGCCACCGCCGACGAAUGGAAAGAUCACUUUUGCUCAGAACAUGACAACAUAUGGUUCUAAUGCUACAUACACGUGUGAUGAUGGGUAUUAUAUUAAUGGUUCAAAGACAAUACAAUGUAAAGCGUCUGGAAAUUGGAGCACUAUCGGCAUAUCUUGCCAAAUUAAGGAUUGUCUCACGCCUAAACCAGUACAAGACGGCUUUAUUGGAACUCCAAAUGGAACAAAAUUUGGUGCUGUGGCCAACAUUUCCUGUAAUCCAGGAUAUACAUUACAUGGAGACAACUUUACGAAGUGCAUGGCGGAUGGCUCAUGGGAUUUAUAUUCUGUGAAUUGCACACUGAAUGAAUGUCCUAAAGCAAAUGAUAUUGACCAUGGUUCAGUUAAUACAACCCUCAAAUCACAUGUUGUGUAUAAGUGUGAGACUGGGUAUACUUUAUAUGGCCAGAAGAGUUUGUUUUGUCAACUAAAUGGUACAUGGAGUGCAGAGACGCCAAAAUGCAAAAUAACAGAUUGCGGAAACUUAACGAGCCCCGAAAACGGACAUGUCACACUUAACAAUGGACUAACAACAUUUAAUUCUUCUGCUACAUCUACAUGUGACACUGGCUAUGAAUUGACUGAUAAGGGUAUUUCGAUAUGCAAUGCUGCUGGUAAUUGGAGCAGUACACCGAAUUGCAGAAUAAAGGACUGUGGUAACGUCACGGAUCCUAAAAAUGGAUACGUAGACCAAACAAAAGGAACUACAUACUUAUCUGAAUCAACAUUCAAUUGUAAUAUUGGUUAUACAUUAUACGGUGACAACAAUACAGUGUGCACAGAAUACAGCAAAUGGGGUGCAUAUAAUGUAACCUGUGUCAUCAAUGAUUGCUCUGAACCCACAUCCACUACAGAUGGAAAUGUAACUGCGACCAAUGGGACUACCUAUAGUUCGAUUGCAAAUUAUAUGUGCAACGAGGGGUUUGUUUUAGACGGUCCCAACAGAACUAUCUGUCAGCCUAACAAGACAUGGAGCGGUCCUAUUCCAACUUGCUUAAUCAAAAACUGCAGUGGUUUACCGAAUCCAGAAAAUGGAGCCAUCACGUAUUCCAGAAAUUUGACAUCUUUUGGGUCUAAUGCAACAUACACCUGCCAUCCUGGCUAUAACAUAACUGGUCCAGAAAUUAUACGAUGUGAAUCAUCAGGAAAUUGGAGCAGCUACGAAACACACUGUGAAAUAAAAAAUUGUGGGAAUUUGAUAAAUCCCCCUAAUGGAACAGUGGACAUAUCUUACGGCACAACAUACCAGUCAGUAGGAAAGUACAGCUGUAACACCGGUUACACGUUAUAUGGAGACAACAGUACUACAUGUACAGAAACUGGACUUUGGAAGAGACACAGCGUGGAAUGCAAAAUAAAUGAUUGUGGUUAUCCAGUCCAGCCGGGCAACGGAAGCGUUGACGCAUCAAAUGGAACAACUUUCGAGUCUAUGGUAACAUUUUCGUGCAACAUUGGUUAUGAUUUGAAAGGUGAAAAACAUGCCAGUUGCCAGGCUAAUCGUUCUUGGAAUAUAACAUCGCCUACAUGCAAUAUAAAAGACUGUGGAAAACCGAACCAAACAGCCAAUGGAAAGUACUCUCUAGAUGCAAGACAACUGACGGUUUUCAACCAUACUGCAACCUACAAGUGCAAUUCCGGCUACGAAACAGCUGGUGUAACGUUAAUUACAUGUAACUCUUCUGGAAAAUGGAGUAGUCCGCCACCGAAGUGCAAUGAUAUUGACGAAUGUGAUCGAUAUACAUCAAGAUGCCAUAGGCGUGCACAGUGCACGAACACCAAUGGGUCAUACAAGUGCAAGUGCGAUGAUGGCUUUAAUGAUAUCUCUAAGAAUGGGGAAGUAGGAAUUGAAUGUCAAGAUAUCAACGAAUGUGCCAACGACAGUACAAACCCCUGUAACAGGAAAGGAUCCCAGUGCAUUAACUAUCCCGGAGGGUUUCUUUGUCUAUGUGACGACGGCUGGACUGACAAUAACUGCAGUACAGAUAUAAAUGAAUGCUUGGAUAAUACCACUUGUGGUGUUCUAGCUUCUUGUGAAAACUAUGAUGGAGGCUACAACUGCACAUGCGAUCCUAAGUUCCCUAAAGGAGAUCCGAAAAUACAUUGUUACGAAAAUGUCAUUAUACACCUGGAGACGGUUGUAACUCGCUUCAGAGGAGAAGAUCAACUGAUAGACGCAAAACCUAUUCAUAACAGAUUUCCAUACUUCGGAGUGGAAUACAACUCUUAUAGGCCAAAUAUGAAUGGCUUUCUUACGCUUGGUUACCAGCCGCUGUAUGAAGACUAUGGACCAGAAACACCCACGGACUGGCAGAAAUUCAGCCGCGGAUAUACUGUGAUAGCUCCAUUCUGGACAAAUAUUGACUCUACAAAUCUUACCGGAGGACUUGAUGUCCAUCUGUUUGAAUAUUAUACCAGUUAUGGACAAAAUGACAGCCAACACAGAGAUCUUUCGCGGCUUGGACAAAUAUUUUCAAAUUAUCUAAACCUCACUGACUUCAAACCACGAGUAGCAAUUGUAGCCACUUGGCGUAACGUGACACAGUCGUCAUACAUAAUACCUGUCAGACUGAUUAAAACUCAGAAUGCAACAAUGCAAGUGAUACUAAUUUCUGAUGGUAUAUUUUCCUAUGUAAUGUUUAACUAUGACCAAGAACAGUGGUCGCUCAAAAUGAACAAAAAUAUUCCAAGCUCUGCUGGUUUCAGUCUACAAGACAAAACUGGAUUCAUAACGGCAACCAGCAAAAAUGUUAGUCAGCUUAAUAAUGGAACAAACGUUAAUCCAGGUCUUAAAGGAAGAUGGAUUUACAACGUUACUAGAAAUGACCUUGGUAGUAGUGCAACUUUGCGAAAUGAAUCGGAAUGCCUCGCAUUCAGACAAAAUGACACGAUCUGGAAUUGGAUACAGACACAACGGGCUUUAGCGUAUCCAUGUCCCUGUAGUGAGCAACAGAUGCAGCUUGAUUAUAGCUAUCACACGGUGAACCCAAUGUAUAAAGACUCACAAUCGCGGACGACUUGCUAUGAGGCCUGGUUCUUUAACAAUGAUGGUGUGAAACAGACGUGCUGUUAUAGUUACGGUGCCUUGAAAAAAGAUGGUACUGGUGGUGGCUUUGCAACGUUUGAGAAGGAUCCCUAUGACAUCAUUCAAUAUUUCUACGCAUGCUGCGAUGAAAAGACUGACAGACACUUGUGUCACCUUUUCUACGAAAUGAACCCGUCUGACGAUUGCUCUAUGUUCCAGCCUGCGGACGAGCCCAUUGGAAGAUAUAGGCGCUCACUUAUCGGAUAUAUGAGAAGCGGAUCUGACUGUGGUCGUUUACCAAAUCCAGCAAAUGGAGCGAUCAAGUAUGCUAGAAAUGUGACAUCGUUUGGGUCCAGUGCUUCAUACUCUUGUCAACCUGGAUUUGAAAUGAUUGGUCCAGAAGUUAUACAUUGUGAGGCGCAAGGAAAUUGGAGCAGCGACACAACAUAUUGUCAAAUUAAAGACUGCGGGAUCCUGACGAAUCCGUUAAAUGGAAAAGUCUACGUAUCGAAUGGCACAACGUAUCAGUCAGUGGGAAAAUACAGAUGUAACACCGGCUACACGUUAUAUGGAGAUAACAGUACCAUAUGUAAAGAGAAAGGAAAUUGGACUGUUCAUUCUGUAAACUGCAAAAUUAAUGAUUGUCUUCAUCCAAACCAUCCGGUAAAUGGUAGCGUUAAUAUAAAAAAUGGAACAACAUAUGGAUCCAUGGUAACAUUUGAUUGUAAUACUGGCUACGAUUUGAAAGGUGCAAAACAUGCUGUUUGUCUCUCCAAUAGUUCUUGGGAUGUGCCGUCACCAUUUUGCAUUAUCAGAGAAAAUGUCGUCAUAGCACUGGAGACUCGCGUAUACCCUUUCAGAGGAGACGAUCAACUGAUAGACGCGAAACCUAUUCAUAACAGAUUUCCAUAUUUUGGAGUGGAAUAUAACUCAUACAGGCCAAAUAUGAAUGGUUUUCUUACGCUUGGUUACCAGCCGCUAUUUGAAGCUUAUGGACCAGAAACAUCUACGGACUGGCAGAAAUUCAGCCGCGGAUAUACUGUUAUAGCUCCAUUCUGGACAAAUAUUGACUCUACAAAUCUUGCUGGAGGACUUUAUAUCCAUAUGUUUGAGUAUUAUACCAAUUAUGGCCGCAAUAACAGCCAGCAUAGAGACCUUUCGCAUCUCGGAAAUAUAUUUUCUUAUUAUUUAAAUAUAAUCGACUUCACACCACGAAUUGCACUUGUUGCCACUUGGCGUAACGUCACUAAAUCGUCCAGCCUUGAACCUGGCAGGCUAGUUAAAACACAGAAUGCUACAAUGCAAGUAAUACUUAUUUCUGACGGCAUUUAUUCCUACGUUAUGUUCAACUAUGACCAAGAACAGUGGUCGCUGAAAAUGGACAAAAACAUCCACAGCUCUGCUGGUUUCAGCCUACGCGACAAAACUGGAUUUAUAAUAGCAACCAGCAAAAAUAUCAGUCAGCUAAAUAAAGGGACAAACGUUAAUCCAGGUCUUAAAGGAAGAUGGAUUUACAACGUGAGUAGCACUGACCCAGAUGUAGUUGCAGUUUUAAGAAAUGAAUCGGAAUGCCUCGCAUUCAGUCAAAAUGACACGAUCAGGCAUUGGAUAACGACACAACGGGCUUUAUCGUAUCCAUGUCCCUGUAGUGAGCAACAGAUGCAACUUGAUUACAAUUACCGCACGGUGGAUCCAAUGUAUAAAGACUCACAAACUAAGAUGGUUUGCUAUGAGGCAUGGUUCUUUAACAACGAUGGUGUGAAACAAACGUGCUGUUAUAGUUAUGGUGCCUUGAAAAACGAUAAUACAGGCGGUGGCUUUGCAACGUUUGAGAAGGAUCCAUAUGACACCAUUGAAUACUUCUACGCAUGCUGCAAUGAAAAGACUCACAGACACUUGUGUCACCUCUUCUACGAAAUGAACCCGUCUGACGAUUGCUCUAGAUUCCAGCCUGCGGACGAGCCAGUAGGAAGAAAUAAGCGGAGCUGGUGGGAAAAAGUACAGACACGAUAAAAGCAGGACUUGAAGAUAAAACACAUAGAGAGGAGGAUAUCUAAAGUUCAAAAGCAUUGUAACUGGCAAAAGACACUUUAACUCAGUAAUACUUAAGUAAAAAUGAACUCGCCAAAGAACAUUAAUUAUCUUUUUCAGGUCUUUGCAAACUACUUUUCAAGAUGACAUAUAAGUAUGGCUGUUUGUUUUUUAAAGAAAAAGUUCUGUGUUAAGUGAUUCCCGAGACCGGCUUUUUUAGUUUGAAUUAGUAAAUUGAUUUAAUUAUGAUGGAUGUAGUCUUAUUUUGUCUGUAAAUAAAUACGUUUUUUGUCG
Messenger RNA from Mercenaria mercenaria, 8283 nucleotides. Its product is annotated as sushi, von Willebrand factor type A, EGF and pentraxin domain-containing protein 1-like. Bases 1 to 7971 code for a protein of 2656 amino acids. Gene Ontology annotation, biological process: cell-matrix adhesion. The transcript is spliced from 42 exons. Gene Ontology annotation, molecular function: calcium ion binding. Lineage: Eukaryota; Metazoa; Mollusca; Bivalvia; Venerida; Veneridae. The record is from RefSeq and is a predicted model, not a curated record.